Molecule: messenger RNA, 4232 nt
Organism: Schistosoma curassoni
Lineage: Eukaryota; Metazoa; Platyhelminthes; Trematoda; Strigeidida; Schistosomatidae
Source: the annotation of a GenBank genome assembly
GCUCAUUCCUAAAUAAAUGAUAAUGUUAUAGUAAUUAAGUAUACUUUCAACUGUCAAUUUGAUAUUCAUUUUAUUUCUUUUACAAAUCACUUCAAGAUGUAGUAAACGUGUAAUACCCCCUUUUAAAAUACUUAAAACGAAUCAACUUGUAUACUUAAUUGAAAUGACAACAACAACAAAAAGUACAAAACUUAUUUCAUAUAUAAAUUAUAAAAAAUCAUUUUCAUUUCGAAUUCUCAACUAUAGACAAUGAUAUCAUCAUCAUCAUCAUCAUCGUUAUCAUUAUCAGAAUAUGACUUUCUUCACUCAUCAAAAUGAAUUAUAUUUGUGUAUCUAUAAAAAGAAUUCAUUUAUGAAUUCGAUUAAAUUUUCUUUAUUGUAUACCUUAAAAAUUAUAUUUUACGUAAAUUAAUACGUCAUCUAUUGAAUUUCACAACAACAAAAACAAAAAGAACAAUCAACUCCAUCAUUUUUUCUUCAUGUUGUAAAUCAUUUCUUUUAUUGUAACUAAUCAAAUAUCAUUUAAGUUCUAGUUCUAUACAUACAACAUGUGGAUAAAAUAAUGAAAUUGUAAAAAAAAAACAAUAUUUCAUAGGUUAUUUCAUUUGAUAAUCAUUUUUCAUUUUGUCAUUAAACUAAAUAUGAACCUUGAAAAAUGUGCUCGAAAAAUGCUCUGAUUAUCGAUUUUAUAAUUUUUUUUUCUAAGUUAACCAAUCAACGAUUAGUUUACAUUUGAUUGGUUAGUAUGGAUAAUAUUGGUACCUUUUUCAAUGAUCCUUUCAUAUUUCUUAUUUCUAGUUACUUACUGUUUGUAUAAUUUUAUUGAGAUUAAGUUGAACAAUUUCAAUUGGAUUUAUACUAUAAAUUAUUAAUGCAAUUCAUACUUCUUUCAUGUUAUAUUACGUAAUUGGAUAAAUUAACUAUCGAGUUUCUUUUCUCUUUUAAGUAAAUAAAAUCAUUAACAGCAUCAACAAGGCAUUUCGAUGGCCAAUGUUGAUAUGACCUGGCCAACAACAAUAGUUACUGUAUCUGGUGAAAAAACAGUAUUUUGUCAACGUAGUAAUAGUAUAACAGAGAAAUCAUCUAAUGACAAUAUACAAAAAACAAUCAAUUCAUCUAUUCAACAUGAUAUUGAAAACUUAAACUUAAAUCAUUUGAAUGAAGAUGAACGUCAAAAGGUUUUAUGUGUAGUAAAAAAAGACUUUGAAGUACGUGCUAAAGAACGAGAAAGAUUGAACCGAUUUCGUUCAAGUAUUUUAAGACGAGAUAGAGAAUUGGCUGUUAAAAGUUUAACAUCAACUACUGAAAGUACAUCUUGUUUAUUAUGUGGACGUGCAUUUAUACCUUUGAUUAAUCCUAAACAUAUAUGUUUCAAUUGUCAACGUGAAAUUUGCCGAAAUUGUUCAGAAUCUAUGAAUAAAUACGAUGAAUUCUUAUGUAGAAUGUGUUUAAAAGAGAAAAAUUAUCGUGCAAUGACAUGUAAUUGGUUUUACGAGACAGUAAUUCAACGAUUCAGAGAAUUCGGAAGUACAACUGUUGCUAAAAGUUUAUUUGGAUCAACGUACAAACAAGUCCAAAAUAUGGCUGAAGAAGAACUUUGGAAUCUUUUAUUUCGAUCUUCAUCAUCCAAAAGAAACUCUAUCGAAUCGAAAGAAUCAGACAAGUUUUAUUCAGCAGAUCAAGCUAGAGAAGCACAAAUUAAAAAAUUAAGAAAUCGAUUAGAAAAAUUAAUGGAAGAAACUUUAUCUGAAUUAAAUGCUGUUGAAAAAAAUGAUUCAUUAUCACCAAGACAAAUCACUUGGCAACAUGAAAGUGUGGGCAUGAAGUUUAAAAAGAACGCCUGUCGUGAAAUGAGAAAUUUCAUUCAAAUUCUCUACAUAACAACUGAAAAGGAACGAAUGAGUCAAGGUAUGAACACUAAGAAUAUUACUCCAUACGUAAUGGAUACUUUAGAAGGUGAAAUCGGUCGAAUAGUUGGAUAUAGUGUGAAGGGUGUUACAGAUACAAACAGUUUGGCUGGUGAAGAUGAUAAAGAAUCUGUUACAAUGGUUGAUCGUGAUGGUGUAGAAGGACGAUUGGCUGAGAUUCUUUUCAAUAAACUCUAUUCCGACAUUAAUUCUACGAAACAAGAGACUGUUAAAAAGUUUUCAUUUCAAACAUCUAAUCCCAUAGUAACUAAUACAAAUUUCAAUAAAUCAUCUUUCAAUUUCAUGAAUCAAUCAAAUCAAAAAGAUGAACUCAAUGUAACAGAAGGUUUUCCAAUUCGAAUGGAAUAUUCUUUACCAUAUAAUGAACAAUGCGAACUUCAAUGGUAUAAAUUAAACAAUAAAAAUCAACGAGUCCCAGUCAAACUUGAUUUUCGUAUUGAACAUGUUAUCACUGGUGCAAUUCAUAUGUCAUUCAAACAACAUCAACAAUUAAAUCAUCAAUAUCCAAAACAUCCAUUUGUUUUGUCAAAUUCAGGUUUGAUUACAAAUGAAACAAAACAAAAGUUGAAUCAAUGGAAAUGUAAAUUAUUAGAAUCUGAAUCAAAUACUAAUGUCAAUAAUAAUAAUAAUAAUAGUGGUAAUGAAAUCAUCUACCUACAACAUCAUCUCAUCAUAUGGGCAAGUAAACCUGAUGAUGCUGGAAGAUAUUUUGCAUCAAAUCAAUAUCCAUCGAAUACAGAUGGUAUAUCAUCAACCGAAGAGAAGGAAUUUAUACUACAAGUAAUAAAAUCCAAUCAAUCAUCAGGCAGUUCACAAUGUUCACCAGAAUUUAUUGAACCUCUUAUAGUACAACCAAUGAGCAGUGCUACUAGUGAUCCUUUUAUUGAAAUGACAUGUAUAGUGACAGGCAAUCCUAUACCAAGAUGUUUAUUAUACCGAAAUUCAGUACCUAUCCCAGUGGUUGUAAUGCCUUUUCUCAAAAUCGAACCUAAUGAUCCACUAUCUACAUUGAGUUCUUUAACGCAAAAAUACACUGUCACAACAUCAUUAUUUGAUUUAAACAAAUCAGAUCGAUCAAACAGUUAUACAAGAAAGAUUACACUACGUGUUAAUCGACCAUCCAGUUCAGAAGACAUAGCCACCUAUAGUUGCCGUGCAUGGAAUUGUCAUGGUCGAACUAUUACAUCAAGUGUUUUAUCAAUGCAAGAUCACUUCGCUAAAUUCGAUUGUCCCUUAGAAAAACCGAAUAUGAAUGACAAUAUCGAUAUGGUAAAAAUUGAUUCAAUUCAAUCAACAGUAAAUACUUCUCUAAAUGUUCGUGAUAAUGGUGAUGCUUUGAUCAAAAAAGAAGAAUUCCCUCUAAUUACCGUAAUAAGCGAUUCACAUGACAGUAUCAGUGAAUUCAAACGAUUUGAACCGAAAUAUUCAAGUUCUAUCAUUGAAAUAUCUCCUGAAAACCAAUCCAUCGAUGUUAAUAUGAAAACCUCUACUGUGAUAAAAACACAUCGUUGCUGUACACAGUGUACAAUGAUAUGAAAAAUUAUGAAAUAUACUUUUUUUAAACUAUUCAUAAAGAAAAUGAAACAACUGAAUCAUCUAAUAGAAAUAUUUCAGAAAUACUAAUGAAAAAAUCAUACGACAAUGACACCACAUCAAAUAUUUCUUCUGAUAUUGAUACCAAAAAUUACAAUACUGUUAAUAUUCCUUCAUCGAAACGACAAAUUAUCAAAAUAUCAGAAGUUACUUCGUUACAUGAAGAAAUUAAUAUGAUUAAACACAAUUCAGAAGAUAAUACCACACAAUCUAAUUAUAAUCAAUCUAGGCGAAGAAUAUCACUACAAUCACCUGGACCAACAAUUUUUAUUGAUCGACGACAUAGUAAAGGAAAUCGUAGAAGCAGUACAUCUUCAAAUAUUACUGAACUUUAAUAAAUAAUCAAUAGAUUGUGUAUUACAUAACAUUAAUAAGCAUCUAUAAUAUUGAUUUUUUAUAAUCAUAAUCAUAUGUAUUAUUAUGUAUGAAAAUGUUUUUUUUUCUAUCUUUAACACGAUAUACUACUGAAUUACUUGUAAUGUGAUCAACUUAGAUUCAAUUUGUUUUAUAAGAUGAUUUUUCAUGAUUAUUAUUAUUAUUAUUUUGACGGAAUCGAUAUUUCGUGUUUGUUUAUUGAUUUGUUUGUUUUUCCUAAUUAUCUAUCUUUUCAGUUCAUCAAUACUUUCUUUAUGAGUACUAGUACUAAGGUUAAUGUAUAAAAAAAACAUACUAUAAAUGUUAAAAGGAAAAAUUGUUGAAGCAUUCGAUGAA